AUGUCGAUUAUACAAUCAUCAAAGAAAAAAGAUCAGCUUUUGUUCGAUGGUUUUCGAUAUCGACGAGCAAACAAAAGUCAAGUAACUUGGCGAUGUGUUCGUAACAGUUGUGCUGGUCGAUUAACUGUAGACAAUAAGGAGAAUCAUAUGCAAUAUAAUAUUUUAACCGAUCAUAAUCAUGCACCUAAUCCGGAUGAAUUAAUAUCUAAACAAUUUAAGACAAAAAUCGAGGAACGCGCCGAAAUAUCGAAUGAAGCACCAAGAAAAAUUAUUCAUGAAGCAUUAUCAGAGAUUCAUCCGGAUGAUGCAUUAGCUGUACCUAAUUAUACAAGUAACGCUCGCCUUAGGGCUCGCUCAGCUCUUUCUCGUAGAAAUAUUGAUUUCAGAUGUUAUAUUUUUUAUCCAUUAUUAUGUAUAUAA
This is a messenger RNA of Adineta ricciae, 420 nucleotides long. The record is from the annotation of a GenBank genome assembly. NCBI's taxonomy places the organism in Eukaryota, Metazoa, Rotifera, Eurotatoria, Adinetida, Adinetidae.